This is a messenger RNA of Sorghum bicolor (sorghum), 1072 nucleotides long. Its product is annotated as HVA22-like protein a. NCBI's taxonomy places the organism in Eukaryota, Viridiplantae, Streptophyta, Magnoliopsida, Poales, Poaceae. The coding region runs from base 163 to 741 and encodes 192 amino acids. The transcript is spliced from 6 exons. The record is from RefSeq and is a predicted model, not a curated record.
AGAGAGAGAGAGAGAGAGAGCAGCAGGCAGCCCCCCCCAACGGCUGGCUCGCGAGAAUCGAGUCGGUCUCUGCACGCGCUUCCAAGGUAUUAGCUGCUCCAUCAGGGCAGCGAUAGUCAAGUUCUGUUCUACUGGAGGAAGAAGAGCAGGGAAGGGAGCAAGAUGGGGUCCGGAUCUUUCCUCAAGGUGCUGGCUAACAACUUCGAUGUCCUAGCAGGGCCACUCAUAUCACUUGCAUAUCCUCUAUAUGCUUCUGUUAGAGCAAUAGAGACCAAAAAUCCUGUAGAUGACCAGCAGUGGCUCACUUACUGGGUGUUGUACUCAUUUAUCACUUUGUUUGAGCUAACUUUUGCUCCAAUUAUCGAGUGGCUUCCAUUUUGGUCAUAUGCAAAGUUGUUCUUUAACUGCUGGUUGGUCUUACCUUGGUUCAAUGGUGCUGCUUAUGUUUACGACCAUUUUGUGCGGCCAACGUUUGUGAACCGCCAAAUAGUGAACAUAUGGUAUGUUCCAAGGAAUGAGAAGCUAGGUAAAUCUGAUGAUGUUCUGUCAGCUGCAGAGAGAUAUAUUGAGCAAAAUGGACCGGAAGCAUUUGAGAAGCUCAUCAGCAAGUCUACAAAGUCUUCAAAAUCAAGGAACACAAAGCGGUCGAUCUUGGAGGAGGCAGAGGCUGAAAACAGAGCUAAGGCUGAAAGAGAAUCGUGGGAUGAAAAUCCCUUCUACGACAAAAAUUACAGAUACUAAACCACGUCCACUCGGCAGCUUGAAGACGGACCUUGCUUAUGAGCCCCAUGCGAGCUUUAGCCGCGUCACAGACUGAAGACGACUUUCCCAUAUUUCUGACUCAGUACUGUACCUUGUUACAUCCACUGCUACUAAACAAUGAGUUAUAGAGCAAUUGUGGACUGUAAAUGGAGGUAGUUGCUAGCGAUGAUUAUUUAUGUGAGCUUUUGUAUAUUAUAUACAGUGGAGUAGUGGACUGCGUUCAUCUUCUGCGUUUCUCCCUUCUGGCCGUCUGCUCUUUUGGAAUUUCGAGCGAACAGAUUUCAGCACCUCGUGAUUUUUUUUUAAGAAA